GCUAGCAGCGCCGGCACCUCGUCGUUCGUCCAAGCCAGCGCCUCCGGGUUCUCGGUUUUAAGCAGCGCGUCGCCGCUAAUGGUGACGGUACGCGCACCGUUGUGCAUAGGUAAUGUGAAAUGCAGACGGAGCUGACGAUCAGUAAGACCAGCAGUGGAUAUGGCGGCGCGCUCGGGCGCUGAAGCCAGCGCCGCGCCGGUGGACGGAGCCAUUCGAGCCAAGUUGGCGGCGGCGUUUCCACGCUGAGGCGCGUCCCCCUGGCGCAGUUGCUGUACAUACACGUAGCCAGUGCUCAGCAUGACUACCAGCAGGAUGAUGAGGAUACCCAGCAAGCUGUCGUCGAUCAUGCCGUCCACCACCUCGGGGCUCUUGGCGCUCAUGGCGAUCUGUCUACUGUCGGAUUACGAUGGAUAAUGAAGCUAGCCACGUGUCACAAACAUGUUCACUUUAGUGACUUGUUUGUUUUUCAAUUAUGGUGAAUAGCAUGCCAUAAUUGAAAUUGAGCAACGAGGAUGAAGGAGGUGGCGGACGGCUGCUUCCAGCAGCUCUACGGCGAGAUCGUGCGCUCCAUGCUGGAGCGUUACCCUUGGCAGGUGGAGGGCGCCGACGCGACGACGCCGACUGCGGAGGAGGAGGCGGCACACCGUGAGGCCGUCAUCAUCAAAUUGGAAUCCAUGGGCUACGACGUAGGAUGUCGCUUUGCUGAGCGUGCAGCCAGAGACCGACCGCGCAUGCUGGAGCCGCUGGACGUGAUCAAAUUCGUGUGCAAGGACUUCUGGAUCGCCAUCUUCAAGAAGCAGAUCGACAAGUUGCAGACCAACCACCGCGGCGUCUUCGUGGUGCAAGACUUCAGUUUCCGCUGGCUGGCAGGGAUCUCUGCGGCCACAGAGCAAGAAACGAGGGAGAUGGCGUUGCUCUUCCUAGUUUUCCCCUGCGGAAUGAUACGAGGCGCACUCGCCAACCUCGGACUCACUGCCAUCGUCAAUGCUGACGUCCCCGACGUCCGCGCGCUUCCUGGAUGUUUAUUUAACAUUAAGCUAAAGCAGGGGUGACCCAUUUCAAGAGUGACAUUGUCCAGGGUACCAACACCCUGAUUCAAUCCCACAGGCCGUUAAUACCCCCACUAUCAAUUUUCGCUUUCUUCUCUCAGCUUUCUUCACUGCCGCUGAGCAAUGUUUGCUUGCCGAAAGUCUCGAUGAACUCGUCCAAUUCGUCCGAAUGACCGCCACGAGCACGGCCCCUCGGCAGCUGAUCCGGACGGUAGAAGUCGAUGAUCAGCACCAGACGCGUCUCAUCUGGAUGGUGGUUGAAUGCGUAGUGCAGUUUGCUGUCGUCAAACACGAUGAACUCUCGCUCAGCGUGGUACGUGGUCUCUCCGCCCACUACCAUAGCACAGCAUGGAUCUCCGUUGGGCAGCCUAGGCACUACGAGAGGAAAGUGGACACGGAGAACAUGAUUGGCCAGGUCCGCCCAGCCACGGUGUGCAGUCAGCGUCGUGUUGGGGCCUAACUUGGAGAACAACGCAGUGCGAAUGUUCGGCAAACUCUUGAGGAUUUCUGCCGUCCGAGGACACAUGGAACACGUGGUAGACACCCACGUCGUCUUGGACGCGUCGUAGGCUGGGAACGUGUAGCAAAACGGGAACACACGCCACUCACUGUCCCCUUCAGUAUAGUGUUUCUCCGGCCAGAACGGCCACGUCGCCAUUUGCUGCACAGCCUGCAUCUCCUCCAGAAUCACAUUGUAAUUAUCCUUCAGCGUGUCAAGUUGUGGGAAUAACUCUUGAUACGGAUAGUAGUUGGGGGCAUCAUCAUCCUGAAUCUCUUCGUCCGAUGAGUAGUCCAAUCCGUCACCAACCCAAUCAGUUACAUGUCGGAUAUCUUCCUCUUCGUCUGUGCUGCAUUCGUCAGUCUUCCGCAGACACAACAAGCGGUAGCCCAUCUGGUCACGACGUAACAAUUCAUAUAGUGGCGAGUGCUCGACGAAGAAAAAGGUCUCGAGCUCCGAAUGGAACUCCUGGGGUGUGAACUGAUGGAUCAACUCGCGGGUGCUGCCUGAGCUGAGUUUCGCACCCAUCGCUGCUUCGUAUGACACCAAUUGCUCCUGUACGAUCUCAAAUAGUGGAGUUUUGUUCUGUGCUGAUGAAAUAGGGGACAGCAACGAAUGUUCCAAGUGAUCCGCUGUCACGUCAGGCGGGAUAAAGUCCGCGACGAACAGAAGUCCUCCAGGCUUGAGCACGCGUGCGAUCUCGUUCACGGCUCUGCCGAGAUUCUGCACCUCCUGCAAGCUUUGAACGGCUACUGCCACGUCCACUGAGUGGGUGAGUAGUCCCUUCAUCCUCUCGCAUGAAUGCUGAUACAGUCGCAGCUUCUUCUCCUGGAACUCAGGCAUCUGCUCUGUGAAGUAGUUCCACACCUCUUUGCUCCGUUCCAGAGCUUGGAUGGAGAUGUCCAGUCCCACAACCUCAGCUUUAGGGUACAGUGUCUGCAGUUCGCACAGACCACCGCCUGCGCCACAGCCCAAGUCCAAGAUCGUAAAGAUCUCGUUGCGUCGCGCGUCGUGCUGCGCAUCGACGUCCAUCAGGUUGUCGUAGAGCUGCAACUGGAACCUGUCGGCCGGGUAUUGAGCCUGGAAUUUGCUGGAAGGCGCGUCCCCGCUCACAUCCCCACUGGUGACGGCGGCAACAGCAGCGGCACUCGAGUUGACAUGAGUGUCACCGCGAGGGUGGAAGCCCACAUUGCAGCACACUCGGUGGUACUCCGCGUAGAUGGGAGAGUGAAAGAUGCCGUCGUAGAAUUCGCGCACGCUUGGGCACCGCGCCUCGCUGCCAGCCACACCUUCACCAGGCGCCAUGCUGCCUGAGUCUUGGACGUCUUGUCGCCAAAUGACGGCUUCAAGCCAAGUCGGUGAUGCAUGAAAAGAGCACGUCUAUGCGACUCGACAUCUGAGUAAUCAGAUCUGAGUCUACUUAGAAAGAUAUAUUUUUAAAAUAUAAAUUAUGGGAAA
Phytophthora nicotianae INRA-310 is the source of this 3006-nucleotide messenger RNA. RefSeq lists its product as hypothetical. The record is from RefSeq and is a predicted model, not a curated record. NCBI's taxonomy places the organism in Eukaryota, Oomycota, Peronosporomycetes, Peronosporales, Peronosporaceae. The coding region runs from base 513 to 1052 and encodes 179 amino acids. Gene Ontology annotation, biological process: regulation of GTPase activity; endoplasmic reticulum to Golgi vesicle-mediated transport. Gene Ontology annotation, cellular component: TRAPP complex; cis-Golgi network; trans-Golgi network. The transcript is spliced from 3 exons.